AUGGCGACAGCUCCAAGAAAAUUGAUUUGGGAGAUCGUUAAGAUCAACAACUGUCUCUUGGUCAAACAGUUCGGAAGAGGCAACGCCAAGGUUCAGUUCAGCAAGGAGACUAACAAUCUCUGCAACCUUAACUCCUACAAGCACAAUGUGAACUGA
This is a messenger RNA of Eruca vesicaria subsp. sativa (arugula), 156 nucleotides long. NCBI's taxonomy places the organism in Eukaryota, Viridiplantae, Streptophyta, Magnoliopsida, Brassicales, Brassicaceae. The record is from the annotation of a GenBank genome assembly.